Molecule: messenger RNA, 3246 nt
Organism: Fusarium venenatum
Lineage: Eukaryota; Fungi; Ascomycota; Sordariomycetes; Hypocreales; Nectriaceae
Source: RefSeq, a predicted model, not a curated record
AUGGCGGAAUCAACCGAGAUUCCUACCCCUUCCGGCUUACCCUUGCUGGGUAACAUUACAUCUAUCAAUCCUGAAUUCCCACUAGGGUCUAUGGUGUCGCUCGCUGAACAGCAUGGCGAAAUCUAUCGAUUGAGAUUUCCAGGCCGAACUGUCGUGAUCGUCUCUACACAAGAAUUGGUCAACGAGACUUGCAAUGAGAAGCGGUUCAAGAAGUGUGUCAAUUCAGCUUUAACUGUAAGAUAUGCCGUACUCGCAAAGCUGCAUUCGCUAAUGAUGGGAAAGGAAAUCCGAGAAGGAGUUCAUGAUGGGCUUUUUACUGCCAAGCUCGGGGAGGAGAAUUGGGGCAUCGCCCACAGAGUGUUGAUGCCCGCCUUCGGACCAUUAUCGAUCCAGCGCAUGUUUGACGAGAUGCACGAUAUUGCCUCUCAACUUGCUCUCAAGUGGGCGCGAUACGGGCCUGACUCGCCCAUCAUGGUAACUGAUGACUUUACUCGUCUGACAUUGGAUACACUGGCUUUAUGUUCCAUGGGCUAUAGGUUUAACAGCUACUAUUCUCCAGUCCUCCAUCCAUUUAUCGAAGCAAUGGGUGACUUUCUGACCGAAGCUGGAGAGAAACCUAGACGAUUGCCUUUACCUGGAAUUGUCUACCGCGAUCGUAAUCGUAAAUAUCAAAACGAUAUUGAGACUAUGAGAAGUACUGCCAAAGAGGUUCUUGAAGCUCGAAAGGCAGAUGGAGGCACGCGGAAAGAUCUCUUGACGGCUAUGCUUGAGGGUGUCGACACAAAAACCGGCAAGAAGAUGACUGACGAGAGUAUUAUGGAUAAUCUGAUCACCUUUCUUAUUGCAGGGCACGAAACUACGUCAGGGCUCUUGUCUUUCGCCUUCUAUCAGCUCCUUAAACAUCCAAAUGCCUACCAGCUUGCCCAGAACGAGGUUGACCAAGUUGUCGGUAAAGGACCUAUACAGGUUGAGUCUCUUUCUAAACUGCCAUAUCUGAAUGGUGUUUUGAGAGAAACCCUUCGUCUCAAUGCAACCAUCCCUCUCUUCACCGUCGAAGCUUUCGAAGAUACCCUCCUUGCAAACAAGUAUCCGGUCAAGGCUGGCGAAACUAUUGUCAACCUUCUCGCAAAGUCACAACUUGAUCCCGCGGUCUUUGGUGACGAUGCGGACGAGUUCAAGCCAGAACGCAUGUUCGAUGAGAACUUUACCAGAUUGAACAAGGGAUUUCCUAACUGCUGGAAACCUUUUGGGAAUGGUAUGCGAGCCUGCAUCGGAAGACCUUUCGCGUGGCAGGAAGCUUUACUGGUAAUGGUGAUGCUUCUGCAGAACUUUAACUUUGUUCUUGAUCCCAAGUACAAUCUUGAUUUCAAGCAGACGUUGACUAUCAAGCCCAAAGAAAUGUACAUGAGGGCGAUCUUGAGGGACAACCUUACGCCGACCACCCUUGAGCACCGGUUGGCUGGUCUUUCUGUUUCAGAAAAGAUAGACGGGAACGGGACCAGUAGAGAGACUGCCGAAUCUGAAGACGGCGUCCCUAUAACGGUCUUGUACGGAUCUAAUAGUGGUACAUGCGAGUCUCUGGCCCAGAGGGUUGCGACCGAUGCCGCCGAACAUGGAUUCCACGUCACCAAGAUUGACUGUCUCGACACUGCAAAGGAGAAUCUACCUACCGACCAGGCUGUUAUUAUCAUCACCGCAUCAUACGAAGGUGAACCUCCCGACAAUGCGGGUCAUUUUCUUUCUUGGCUUGAGAACACCAAGCAAGAGGGCAAGCCACUGAACGAUGUUUCGUAUGCUGUUUUUGGAUGUGGCCACAAGGAUUGGGUGCAGACUUUCCACCGCAUUCCCAAGCUUGUGAACGAUACUCUUGAGAAGCUUGGUGCUACCCGACUGGUCGACAUGGGUGUUAGCGACGUCUCCCAGAAUGCGUUCUCUAGUGAUUUUGAGAUAUGGGAGGAUAACAUGCUAUGGCCUGCUCUCGAAAGUCAUUACAAGCCUGAAAGUAAAGCCAAGUCAGCACACAAAGGGCUGAGAGUUAAAAGCAGUAACUUUAGGAGCCUUACCCUCCGUCAAGAUGUCCAAGAGGCUACAGUGAUCUCAACUAGGACCUUAACCAGCGAAGCCGAAGUACGAUCCAGGAAGAAACACAUGGAGGUACAAUUAUGCGAAGGCACUCGAUACGCAGUAGGGGAUUACCUUGCUGUUCUACCCGUCAAUCCCCAAGAAGUUGUUCGUCGGGCACUGAGGAGGUUCAGGCUCCCAAUAGAUGCUCAUUUGGAGAUUUCAAGCAGUACGCCGACUACACUCCCGACUGAUACAUCUGUAUCAGCGCUGGAUGUUUUGAGUUCCUACGUUGAGCUUUCGCAUCCAGCCACAAAGAGGAACCUUCUUGUUAUUGCUGAAGCCACAUCAGAUGCAAAGUCUAAAGCUGCCCUCACGUCCCUUUCUGGAGAUCUUUAUGUAGAGGAAGUCAGCAAUAAGCGCGUAUCAGUCCUAGAUAUACUAGAGCGGUAUCCCUCUGCCGAAUUGUCUAUCAAGGACUUCUUACAAAUGCUGCCAUCUAUGCGCAUUCGCCAAUACUCCAUCUCAUCGUCUCCUUUAUGCAAUCAAUCUCGUGCCACAAUUACAUUUUCAGUCCUCAAGGGGCCCGCCUUUUCAGGCCAAGGCGCAUAUAACGGCGUCGCAACCUCUUACCUUGACUCUCUAGUUGAAGGUGACACGCUCCAGGUGGCCAUCCGCCCAUCGCCUGCUGCUUUCAGCUUUCCCUCAAGCCCCGAAAGUACACCCAUGAUUUGCAUUGCCGCUGGAUCAGGACUUGCGCCGUUCAGGGGCUUCAUACAGCACCGAGCCAUGAUGUACGAAUCAGGUCGCAGUCUCGCGCCAGCUCUGCUUUUCUUCGGUUGUCGUUCUCCUGACCAAGACGACCUUUACCACGAUGAGUUCGACAACUGGCAGAAGUGUGGUGUGGUAGACAUCCGACGAGCGUACAGUCGUCAUGAAGAGGGGUGCAGAUAUGUCCAAGAUCGGAUCUGGCUAGACAAGGAAGCCUUUAUUGAUCUUUGGGAGAAAGGUGCCAAGGUCUACGUGUGUGGCUCAAGGGCAAUGGCUGAUUCGGUAAGAGAAGUUAUGAUCAAAGUCAAGAUUGAGAUGGAAACGAGACGUGGGGGUAAGAUGACACUAGAUGAGGCAGAGAAGUGGUUCGAUGAUCAAAGGAACGUGAGGUAUGCAAUGGAUGUGUUUGACUAG